UCAUGGUCAAUUUUCAUGUUAUACUUUUAUUUCAACUUAAAAACAUUAAAAAAAAAACAUGACAUGUUUUAAUAAAAUAACGUUUGCAAAUGUAGGGAUUCAAUGAUGACAACAGCACCCUCUGGUGGAAAGACUGUUAGCUGCUUGGUAGCCAAAGGCGAUGAGAAAAAUAAAGCAUGUUUGUUUACUAUUACACAUCAAAUAAAUUAUCUAUAGUAAAUUUUAUUUACCUCUCAUUGAAAGACAUUCGUUUUGAGAGAAUUUUAAUACAAAAUACCAGCUUUUAAUCUUUUUUGGGUGCGUGUUUAUACGUAGCAUUACGGUAAAACGCGUUUGGGAGCCUAUUUAUCGGGCUAUUUUAUUCAUGAAAUUAGUGUUGUUUUUACAGAUUGUAAAGCGUCACAUUGGAAGUGGCAUGGGAAUUUGUCGUCACAUUUCAAAAUAAAAGCCUUGUAUUAAAUGCCAUACGUGAAAAAAUACAGAUAUUACUUUUCUUCAGCAUAAUAACAAGACAACAUAAUUGCUCUUCUUAACAUUUCAAUGUGAAAUAAUUGCGUACGCGAGAUUUUUUCACGAGUUUUGCGUUAUUCCGGAAGCUGAGCUUGCAGUUAAACGACAACACUUGCAGUGCCAAAUUGGGGGUGGGGCGUUCACGGCCAGUCUGUAAAUGUCAGCACAGCACGCAGCCGCGCGAGUUCUCCUCCGUCAACAAUGUUGGAAUAACUCCCACGCCAAGAGUACUUCACGGCGCCAUCAUGGCCGAGGAGCACCGCCGGGAAAACGAGCCGAGCGAGACUCCUUUCGGCUUCGGAGACGACCUGGAGCUCAACCAGUUUGACGGAUUGCCCUUUUCCUCGCGUUACUACCAACUCCUCCGGGAGAGGAAGAGCCUGCAGGUGUGGGAGGCGAGGAGGCAGUUGGAGGACGCGCUUGUGACGCAGCAGGUGCUGAUGCUGUCUGGACCCGCCCGGACCGGGAGGAGCACGCAGAUCCCUCAGUGGUGUGCGGAGCUCUGCCUGUCCGCCGGGUAUCGCCACGGCACGGUGGUUUGCACGCAGACCAGCGGGCACAGAGCCGUGGACUUGGCCCUGCGCGUCGCCGACGAAAUGGACGUGAACGUCGGCCACGAAGUCGGCUACAGCGUGCGGCUGGAGGCGUGCUGCUGCUCCGAUACUGUUCUCAGAUUUUCCACCGACGACAUGUUGCUAAGAGAGAUGAUGUCCGACCCUUUCCUGGAGAACUACGCCAUCAUCGUCAUCGAUCAGGCCCACCAGAGGACCGUCAGCACCGACCUGCUCCUGGGUCUCCUGAAGGCCGUUCUGGUCCACAGACCCGAGCUCAGAGUCGUGGUCCUGGCCGCCCCGCCCUUCACCGAGGACUUCCUGGCCCACUUCCCGGGUGCGCCGCUCAUCAAGCUGGAGAGCCGGCGUCAACCCCAGGUGAUCCACUGCAGCGGCGCCGACAAGGACUACUUCUACUCCGCACUCAGGCUGGUUCUGGAGAUCCACCGGACCAAAGAACACGGAGACGUCAUGGUCUUCUUGGCUUCUGAGGAUGAGGUGCUCCGCGCUCACAGCAUCCUGCAGAAAGAAGGAACCAGGCUGGGAGGAGAACUGGGUCACAUGGUUCCUGUGGCCAUGUGCCCCAGCCAGGGAGGACUUCCUGUGCCGCCUCCUUUGGAUGAGCGAGGAAUCGCACGCAAUUCACGGAGAGUUUUCCUGGCGACGCAACAGGAGGAAGACUCGUGGCGGCCGAUGGAGUCGGUGCACUUUGUCAUCGACGCAGGAGUCCAGAAGAAAAUGGUUUACAAUCCGAGAAUACGAGCCAACGCCGAGGUGCUGCAGUCCAUCAGUCGUUGUCAGGCGGAGCUCCGCAAGGAUCUGUGUGGACCGGCAGGUAAAUGUUUCCGUUUAUACCCCGACGACGGGCAGCUUCCCACGCGGAGGUCGCCUCGGAUCCUGGAGUCCAACAUCACGUCCACGGUUCUCUUCCUCAAAAGGAUGGAGAUCGGAGGUCUGGGACAGUGCGAGUUCAUCCACAGACCAGAUCCUGAGGGUCUCAUGCAGGCUCUGGAGGAACUGGACUACCUGGCCGCCUUGGACGACGACGGCAACCUCUCGGAGAUGGGCAUCAUCAUGUCGGAGAUCCCCCUGGAGCCUCAGAUGGCCAAAGCCGUGCUGGCGUCCUGCGAGUUCGACUGCGUGAGCGAGAUGCUGACCGUCGCCGCCAUGCUGUCAGCUCCGAGCUGCUUCCUGGAGCCGCCGUCUUCCGUGACCCACGAGGCCGUGCAGUGUCGCAGAAAGUUCCGGCACCCGGAGGGCGACCACUUCACCCUCAUCAACGUGUACAACGCCUUCAAGAGAAGCCAGAGGGCGCCAUGUGAGACCCUCCUCCAAUCAGGACGCGCUCAACACCGUCUUCUCAACACCGCCUUCUCCUUUGCAGACGUCGGCGCAGAAAAGUGGUGCCGGGAUCAUUUUCUGGAUCAUUCCGCCCUGAAGAUGGCCGAGCAGGUGCGGUCGGAGCUGAUGGACACCCUGAACAGGAUCGAGCUCCCCGUCUCGGAGGCAGCGUUCGGCACCAGGGGCAACGCGUCCAACCUGAAGCGAGCGCUGCUGGCGGGCUUCUUCAUGCAGAUCGCCCGGGACGUGGACGGCUCGGGGAACUACUUCAUCCUGGCUCACAAGCACCUGGCCCAGGUGCAGCCCACGUCCGCCUACGGCCCGCAGUCCAGCAAGCUGGGGGUGCCCGAGUGGGUGGUCUUCCACGAGUACACGCUGUCGGACAAUAACUGCAUGAGGAUAGUGUCGCAGAUUUCACCUGAAGUCUUCACUCAAAUGGCCCCGCUGUACUUCUUCUACAAUCUGCCCCCUAGCGAGAGCAAAGAGAUACUGCAAGACCUGCUGGAUCCUGACAGAGCAUCAGCUUGUAAGGACGAGAGACACCAAGUGAACAGUGUUGCUAACAAUAACAGCAGUGAGCAGUCUUCUGACAGGUGUGUCAUUCAGUAGAGAAUGGGAAAGAAGUGAACAGUCUGGGAUGUGAACAAAACUGUAUUAUUAGCAACACCAUACAAGUUGUAUUUUAACUGUAGUGCACAUUUUAUACUGAUUAACAAAGCAGGAGAGCACCUGAGUGGGUUUUAAUGUCCUCCGCUUUCUCUGGUCCUGAUACUUCUUCACAAGCCUGUAGUUUAAGCUCUCUUCAUGAAGAUUUGUCAUCGCUAGAAAAAUAGUUCAAUAAAUUCUGUUAAACAUGA
Nerophis ophidion (straightnose pipefish) is the source of this 3259-nucleotide messenger RNA. It is a transcript of the gene dhx32a, whose product is annotated as DEAH (Asp-Glu-Ala-His) box polypeptide 32a. Lineage: Eukaryota; Metazoa; Chordata; Actinopteri; Syngnathiformes; Syngnathidae. The transcript has 9 exons. Gene Ontology annotation, molecular function: RNA binding. The record is from RefSeq and is a predicted model, not a curated record. Gene Ontology annotation, cellular component: spliceosomal complex; intracellular anatomical structure. Bases 756 to 3011 code for a protein of 751 amino acids.